Fukomys damarensis (Damara mole-rat) is the source of this 1501-nucleotide messenger RNA. RefSeq names its product sprouty RTK signaling antagonist 2 (gene Spry2). Lineage: Eukaryota; Metazoa; Chordata; Mammalia; Rodentia; Bathyergidae. Gene Ontology annotation, cellular component: membrane; cytosol. The record is from RefSeq and is a predicted model, not a curated record. The transcript is spliced from 2 exons. Gene Ontology annotation, biological process: animal organ development; negative regulation of Ras protein signal transduction; multicellular organism development. Bases 415 to 1362 code for a protein of 315 amino acids.
CCUCAGCUCCGAGGCGCCCUGUCCGCAGGUCUCGGCGAUCUGGCUUUAGGUUCUUUGUAAGGCCGUUUCUUUUCUCAUUCGCUCAUCUGCCAGGAAAAGACUCGCUGUUGGCGCUUCGGCCUCUUGUUCAUUGAGAAAAAAAGAGGAAAUACUCCGCGUGCGCUCCUAGAAGGGGGGUCGUCUCAAGCCCCGAAUCCCGGAGUGUUCAGCGGCGGGGGGGACUUGGCUCCGAAUUUUCCUCUCGGUUUUUCUCCGAUUCCUCGGAAGCUGGACUGAAGCAGAGUUUUGGAAGAAGGAAAAAAGUUUGCAUCGGGACUGGAUUUAUUUGCACAUCGCAGAAAGAAGAGAAUCCGAGGGAGAGAGGAGUGCAGAUGUGUUCUAAGCCUGCUGGAGUGACCACACUUCCAAGGCCUGAUGGAGACCAGAGCUCAGAGUGGUAACGGGUCGCAGCCUUUGCUGCAGGCACCCCGAGACAGUGGCAGGCAGCGUGGGGAGCCCGACCCCAGAGACGCCCUCACCCAGCAGGUACACGUGCUGUCUUUGGAUCAGAUCAGAGCCAUCCGAAACACCAAUGAGUAUACAGAGGGGCCUACUGUGGUCCCCAGACCCGGGCUCAAGUCUGCUCCUCGCCCCUCCACCCAGCACAAACAUGAGAGACUCCACGGCCUGCCUGAGCACCGACAGCCUCCCAGGCUGCAGCACUCGCAAGUCCACUCGUCUCUGCGUGCUCCAUUGUCCAGGUCCAUCAGCACAGUCAGCUCAGGGUCGCGCGGCAGCACAAGGACAAGUACCAGCAGCAGCUCCUCUGAACAGAGACUUUUGGGAUCAUCUUUCUCCUCGGGGCCACUUAUUGAUGGGAUAAUCCGAGUGCAGCCCAAAUCUGAGCUCAAACCAGGUGAGCUGAAGCCUCUGAGCAAGGAAGAUUUGGCCCUGCACGCCUACAGGUGUGAGGACUGUGGCAAGUGCAAAUGUAAGGAGUGCACCUACCCGAGGCCCCUGCCAUCAGACUGGAUCUGCGACAAGCAGUGCCUUUGCUCGGCCCAGAACGUGAUUGACUAUGGGACUUGUGUGUGCUGUGUGAAAGGUCUCUUCUAUCACUGUUCUAAUGAUGACGAGGACAACUGCGCUGACAACCCGUGUUCUUGCAGCCAGUCUCACUGCUGUACUCGGUGGUCGGCCAUGGGUGUUAUGUCCCUCUUUUUGCCUUGUUUAUGGUGUUACCUUCCAGCCAAGGGUUGCCUUAAAUUGUGCCAGGGUUGUUAUGAUCGGGUCAACAGGCCUGGAUGUCGUUGUAAAAAUUCCAAUACAGUUUGCUGCAAAGUUCCCACUGUCCCCCCCAGGAACUUUGAAAAACCAACAUAGCAUUAUUAAUCCGGAAUAUUACAGUAAUAAGGAUUGUUCCUUUUUUCAUUUUCUUUUUUUUUUUUAACACACAGAUGCAACCAACUAAACAAUUGUAAUCUUGGCGCUGUUAAUAGAGGGUUGGGAUAUUCUUUGCUGU